This is a messenger RNA of Parnassius mnemosyne (clouded apollo), 4289 nucleotides long. The record is from the annotation of a GenBank genome assembly. NCBI's taxonomy places the organism in Eukaryota, Metazoa, Arthropoda, Insecta, Lepidoptera, Papilionidae.
GGGCCGGCUCGAACCGGGGUGGUACCACGACCUCACAGAAAACCAGCGUGAAGUAGAGGUUUACCUCUGCGUUUCGCUUGGUGAGUGCAGGUGGCCGGAGGCCCUUUUUACUGGAAAUGAGGCAUUCCAUCUUAGUCCUCACGGGUGACAACGCAUCUACAUUUUGAUUUGUAAUAGAGGAUAGAUGUAGAUGUCUAUGGGCCGCAGCAACCACUUACCACCAGGUGGACUGUGUGCUAGUUUGUCACCCUUAUCCUAUAAAAAAAAACUAUGUUUGCUAGCUAGAUUAGAUAUAUGGGGGCUAAUUUUUGUGAUUAUCCAGACACACACAAAUUUCUCCCGAAUUGGGUUUUGCAGUAUAUCAGUAAUAAUAGUAAUUUUUCUUAUUAUUUCAGGAUCAAUGUCUGAAAUAAAAUUAAAAGUACGUGUGCCUGUAGUCGAUAAAAACACAUGCUCAAAUGUAUACAAUAAGGCUAAUCGGAUUAUAACUGAGAAGCAGAUGUGCGCUGGGGGCCUUAAGGGCGAAGACUCUUGUCGCGGUGAUUCCGGCGGACCUCUGAUGGGUCAAAUGCCUACCGCUCAGAACUGGCUGGUAGUCGGUGUGGUGUCCUACGGUCCAACGCCUUGUGGUACAGCCAAUUGGCCCGGAGUGUACACGCGUGUAGGCGCUUUUGUCGACUGGAUCGUAUCGCAUAUGUAUUAGCACUUUCACCCUACAGGAAAUAUAUACGUUAUAGUUGAGUAGGAGGCGAUUGUAAUUAGCUUAUGUAUGCAUAAUAAAAGAUGUAAGUAGGUAGUUUUUUUUUGUAUGCGGAUAAUAUCCCAAGCCAAUUUUUAUUAAGCAGUUCUACUCAAAAUACAAACGAAUUAGAAAUUCAAAAACAUGUUUAAUACAAAAUUUUACUCUUAAAAUGUGCCAUUGUACUAUUAAACUGUUAAAUAACUGAGGUUCUUCUGUUUAAUUCUAAAUUUCUAAAGAAUAUUGCUAAUAGUAAUAAUAUGCUAUAUCAUGUGUGUACCGCAAAAGAUGAAUGUGUAGAGAAAAUUACCAAAUCUAUUGGUAAAAAGAACUUAAUUUCGUAAAUAAACCUUUUCUCUUUUGACAAUUAAAAAAAAACAGUAAUAAGACAUUCCGUGUACUCCUUUAACACCUUAGUUCAGCUAUGAAGAAAAACACCAAAUUUAGGAAUUAUAAAUAAAUAAAUAUAAUAAAAUAGCCUUUAUUUUUACUACAAUGCAAACUUGACAUAUGAUUAAUCUAGGUUAUAAUAGUAUAGUAUAAUUAAUAUGUAUUUUUGUUGUAUGUGUAUGUAUAUAUAUGACGUAAUUAAUAUUAGUAGUAGUCGCUUCUACGGCGUAGGCCUCUCCUAAACCUUUCCAUAUAUCUCAUUCCCGAGCCACUCGCAUCCAUAGGGGUCCACAUCUCUGAUUAAAAAUGUCUCUCCACCUUUUAUUUGGUCUCCCUUUUUGUCUCUUCCUGUCUCUUGGUAUCCAUUCUGUUAGACGUUUGGUCCAUCUGUUAUUAUUCAUCCUACAGAUGUGUCCUGCCCAGUACUUGUUCUUUUACUUACAUCUAUUAUUUGUUUUUUUUCCUGAUGUUGACGUUGUUAACCUUAUCUGGUAGUUUUAGACCAAGCAUGCUUCUUUCCAUUUUGCGUUAACAGAUAGCAAUUCAUUCUUCGUCUUCUUUUCUCAAUGACCACGUCUGGCAACCAUAUGUCAGGCAUGGCAAUAUCGCUAUUUCAUAGAGCUUUUUCUUUAUAUUUAUAUUCAUAUCCUUAUUUUUCAUUAUUUCUCUCAAUCCCCAAUAUUUCUUCCAGGCUAGACUUAUUCUUCUUUCUAUUUCUUUUUCUGUAUUGUUUACAAAUGAUACUAGCUGUCCUAAGUAUACAUAUUCUUUUACAUAUUCAAUUUUUUCAUUUGCUAUUAUAAUGUCCCGAGGUACUCCGUUGGUUAAAAUCUUGGUUUUCAUUGACAGUCCCACGUUUUUACUUUCCAUUGCUAGUUCGAACACCAUACUCUCCAAUUCGGUAGCGCUUUCUGCGAAGACCACUAUGUCGUCCGCGAAACGCAAGUGGUUCAGCAGUUCUCCAUCUACCCGUAUUCCUUUCUUUUCCCAAUUUAGACGUCUGAAAAUAGAUUCGAGCACCGCUGAAAACAACUUCGGGGAGAGAGGGUCUCCCUGCCUUACUCCUUUUUGUAUGGGGAAUUCUGUACGUUCACGUUCUAGGCGCACUUUUGCUAGACAUUUUGUAUAUAUACUCUUGAUUAAGUUAAUAUAUUUCUGAUUGACGCCUUGUUGUGUAAGUGAUGUCCAUAUAGCUUUGAAGUGUAAAUAAUCGAAUGCUUUUGUGUAGUCUAUAAAACUUUAAAUAUAAAAAUUUAGGAAUUACCAUUAGCUAUAUUAUCGCAGCAGCAGACUACCUUGCUCCAUCAAAACCCUCUAAGAAAUGAGGUGGAAAACCUGUGGUUCAGCAGUUAUUUAUUAACUGUAAGGUGCACGGUUUGGCUUAUAUGGAGGCACCAGUACCACCACUAAUUGGUAUAUAAUAAAUUAAUCAUUAAUAUACCAAAAGCUAUCAUCUUAAUUGAAACCAGGAUGGUAACCACGAUGUACAAACGACCUCUACGGAUUUAGUCUCCAAAGUGAAAGGAAUAUACAACAAACUUCAAUGAGAAUUGAGGACUAAUAAUACUACGCUCACCGGAUGUCGCUAGUUGUACUGAAUUAAACUUAUUUUUUACAUAGAUGAUAUUUGACCAUCUGUGUAACAAAUAAGUUCGUGUCAUGGUCAUUUAAAUUGCGUUUUUAAAAAAAAAGUUCUUCGAUUCGCUUGCUAAUGUAUACAUGUACGCAAAACAAUACCACGGUGGUCUUUAUUAUAUUUAGCGGUUUUUUUUUUAAUUCUUCGACUACAUUAUAUCCGUAAUUUGGUUUAUCAAUUUGUAAUUGAUUUUAUAUAACUAAUAUUUCAGAAAGAAACAAUCUUUACACUUUAUAACAAUCAUGUCUAACAAUCAAUCAUUGGCGCCACUCUGGUGGCAGAAAAAGUUCUUACUGAUUUAUAGAUUUGACAAACAUGUAAAAUUAAGUGUUAUGGUAGUUAGACAAGGAGUCAUAAGGGUAGUAGUUACUAGAUACCAAUAGUUUUUGGAGUUAUAAGGUGUCGAAAGUAGCUAGAAAAAGUAGCUAGAAAAACACAGACCGUGCGUCGGCCUUUUUUUUUCAGAAAUUUGCUGUCCCACUAACAUGUAUCUUAGAUGAAAACAAAAAUAUUGAUUAUAAAGAUCUUUAUUUUCCAAAUUAACAAAUUCAGAUCUAUGUAUUUCUUAACACACUCUUCUAGGCAACCUAGUAGAUUUCAUAUCUACAUUAUAAUAUUACAUAUUAAAUAUUUGUGGCAAAAUAUAAAUUUGUACGAAAAAUACAAAACAUAUCUUAAUUAGAGAUAUAAAUAUCAGAAACAUUAUAGCAGAAUUGGCACAUAUUUAUUGUUUGUACUUUUCUUCUUCUUUGGAAUAAAUGAAAUGUUAUGCCACGAUUCAUGAUACUGACUAAAAUAUUAGUACAAUGAGAAUUCUUUAUAAUAUUCUAGAAACACGAAGUUUUUACUCUUUCUCAUUUAAAUUUACGAUUUUAUGGCUUUUUCUAUAUUCUAAGCUAGCAAAAAAGUCAAUAUAUUAUAUGAUACAAUUGUGUAAAAAAAUGUAUAGUAAGACAUAACUUACCUAUAUAAUACUUGAUUUACAUUAUUUUGAUGUGUUCUUGUUUUAUAAUAAUCCAGUACACAGAUUUAUUUUGUUAUCUUCUAUUAUGCAGGUAAAUACUUGUACAUUUUGAAUAAGGUGCUAUCUUCGCAAAUUAAAAUAAAGUAAAUUCAGAAUAAAGUUUUUGGUGGAUCUACUAAAUAAAGUGAUGAGACAAUAACCGAUACACAUACAUUGGUUUGUAUUGGCUAUAUAUACUUCUUAAAUAUUAUUAUUGCUAUAUUUUACUUAAAAUUAUAUAUUAUGUAAUACUACUCUAUAAUUUUAAACUAUCUCUAGAGGAAUGUAAUAAUUAAUGGAAUGUUAUUGUUUCUAAGGAACUUAGUUAAGACCAGGAAAAUUUACCUAUACUCUGUACUAUAUUUAAAUAAUGUUAAAAUCAAUGGGAUAUGGUACAAAAAAUAUUAACCUACACUAUUGAUUGUAAAAUAUAAAAAAGAUUUCUUUAUUCUAAUAAAAUAUGUAUGAAAACCAACAACGCACGUAAACAUAUUUAAACACAGGUACAUAUGCCCUGAUUC